AUGUCUGGAAUCCAAGUUAGUCUGAACAAUGCCAAUCUCUGGAACAAGUUCAACAGUCCAAUGGAAAUGAUCGUGACUCGAAAGAACGGAAGAAAAAUGUUUCCAACUCUAGAAUAUUCUGUUCGAGGAUUGAAUCCUACUGCAAUGUACGAAAUUUACUUGCAUAUGGAGAGAAUGGAUGAUCAUAAAUACCGCUACAAAUACAAUGGAUGGGACGACUAUGCCAGAGCAGAUCCAAUCACUCCAAUCCAAAAAAUAAAACAUAAAAGUGGAGGACAAACUGGAAUGUAUUGGAUGGAUGGACCGAUUUCAUUUGAACAAGUCCGAUUGACAAAUAACUCAGAGAUGGAGAAAAAAGAUCAUAUUAUUAUUCAAAGUAUGCACAAAUGGCGUCCAGUGGUCACAAUUCGAGAAUUGAAAAAUGGUGACGAGGAAUUCAGAAUGGAAAAUGUGUGGUUCGUCGCUGUAACUAUUUAUUAUAAUCCAGAAAUCAAGAGUCUGAAAGUGGAAAACAACAAGAUGGCAUCUGGUUAUCGUGAAGCUGGACAUCACAAGACAACCGUUCUCCCGACACGUGGCACCAAACGUACUGUUUCUGAAGCCUUCCCAACGCCGCCAUUGAGUACAUCACCACCAUCGAAAAUUGCUCGUCACUUUCCAAAUCCAGGAAAUUUCGAAUUUCCGAAAAUGAAUCCAAAUGAUGGAAAUUCUCCAAUUCCGCAUCACCUUCCAAAUCAAGAAAAUUUUGAAUUUUCGAAAAUGAAUCCGAAUGGACAUUCUCCGAUUGCUCAUCACUUUCCAAAUCCAGGAAAUUUCUAUUUAGUAACUGAACAUCAAUAUUGGAUGAAUCCAUAUCAGAAUACGUGGAAUUGUGGAUACAAUAUGGGACAACAAAUCCCACAACCAAUGUUCGUUGUUGCGAAGUAG
Messenger RNA from Caenorhabditis briggsae, 927 nucleotides. Gene Ontology annotation, biological process: positive regulation of DNA-templated transcription; cell fate specification; regulation of transcription by RNA polymerase II. NCBI's taxonomy places the organism in Eukaryota, Metazoa, Nematoda, Chromadorea, Rhabditida, Rhabditidae. Bases 1 to 927 code for a protein of 308 amino acids. The record is from RefSeq and is a predicted model, not a curated record. Gene Ontology annotation, molecular function: DNA-binding transcription factor activity, RNA polymerase II-specific; RNA polymerase II cis-regulatory region sequence-specific DNA binding. Gene Ontology annotation, cellular component: nucleus. The transcript is spliced from 4 exons.